UUUUAUUCUUUUUUUUUUUUUUGUAGAAAUCUUUUAGCCAUGAAUUGACAGAAAAUAAAAGGAGAGAGAUAGUUUCUUAAUUUUUUUGUCAUCAUCAUGAAAAGGGAUUUUUUAUGGUGAUUGUCCAAAAACAAAACUCUACUCUACAGAGCUCUCAAUCUCUUUUUCACCUAUGAGUUUUGCCCAUUGUUUUUUUUCCCUUUAAAUUCGAAGCAUGCUAGCUUUUCUUUCCUAUCAAAUGUUUUUGAUUUCAUGAUCUUAGACAUUGAUGCUUAUAUAUGUUUCUUUCUUCUUCUUUCUUGGGUAAAUUGUUCUACAUUGAUUGAUACAUGCUAAAUAUUUCUUCUUUUCUUUUGGAUUUCUUUUAUUGAUUGUUUUCCAAAGUUUUGGCAUUCAGAAAGAUUUUGGCUUGUAGAGCAUUUCAAUUGGUUUUAUAAAUUAUGGAUCAUAUUGUUGGGGGGAAAUUCAAACUGGGUAGAAAGAUCGGUGGAGGAUCUUUUGGGGAGAUUUUUCUUGGGAUUGAUGUGCAGAAUGGAGAGGAAGUUGGCAUAAAGCUGGAACCUGUAAGGAGCAAGCACCCUCAGCUUCACUAUGAGUCUAAAAUUUACAUGCUUCUUCAAGGAGGAAUGGGAAUUCCUCAACUCAAGUGGUUUGGUGUUGACGGUGACUACAGCAUCAUGGUUAUUGACCUUCUUGGGCCAAGUCUUGAAGACUUAUUCAACUACUGCAAUCGGAAGCUUUCUUUGAAAACAGUGUUGAUGCUUGCAGAUCAAUUGAUUAACAGGGUUGAAUAUAUGCACUCAAGGGGCUUUCUUCACCGUGACAUAAAGCCUGAUAACUUUCUUAUGGGUUUGGGACGUAAAGCCAAUCAGGUUUAUAUUAUUGAUUAUGGCCUUGCAAAGAAGUAUAGGGAUUCUCAAACUCAUAAGCACAUACCAUACAGGGAAAAUAAAAAUCUUACCGGCACAGCUCGAUAUGCUAGUGUUAACACUCACCUUGGAGUUGAACAAAGUAGAAGAGAUGAUUUGGAAUCUCUCGGUUAUGUGCUUAUGUAUUUCCUCAGGGGAAGCCUUCCGUGGCAGGGUCUGAAAGCAGGGACAAAAAAGCAGAAGUAUGAUAAAAUCAGUGAAAAGAAGACCUUAACUCCUAUAGAGGUUCUUUGCAAAUCAUAUCCAUCAGAGUUCAUAUCAUACUUUCAUUAUUGUCGAUCAUUACGAUUUGAAGACAAACCGGAUUAUUCAUAUUUGAAGAGGCUUUUUCGUGACUUAUUUCUUAGAGAAGGCUAUCAGUUUGAUUAUAUAUAUGAUUGGACAAUAUUGAAGUAUCCUCAAAUUGGCUCCAAUUCUAGACAAAAGGUUAAUGUUCGUCACUUUUAUAGUAGACUUUUUCUUUGUUUGAUAUUUAUAAUAUAUUUUGUAUGUUUCGGCAGCCUAGUGCAAAGGCAGGUUCAAAACUUCGACCAUCUACUGAAAAAACAGAAAAGGCUCCAGUGGGAAAAGAGAUGCAUGAUAGAUAUUUGGGUGUGGUUGAAGUGCUGGGCAGAAGAAGUGUUUCCAAUGUUAAUGUCGAUCGCUCGAAGCACAGGCCAUUGGAGAAUGUUUCACCAUCGAAGGAAGUGCGAUCUGAUUUGGAUAGAGGCCGCGCUUCCUUCUCUCACAAUGGAAGUAUGUCAAGAAAGGCUGUUGCUUCAAGCAGCAGAAGAGGCACUACUGUUUCAGCUAGUGAGAGUAGAUCAAGUUGGCUGUUCUCGAAUACUAAUCGCCUGCCUACCACCCAAAAAAACCGUUCUGGAGUUGAGUCCAAAAUGGCAUCAGUUUCUCAUGGAACCCCUACAAAAGGCACUCGUGAUGGCCAUCUUCGAAGCUUUGAGAAUCUUUCCAUUGGCACACAGAAGAGGAAGCAAUGAACAUUAUUAUAUUACUUUUAGUAAAAGAUGGUGCUUUUUAUUUAUGAUGAGACAAUACAUGUGUUCUUGUUUCAUUGCAUGUAACGCAUAUUUAUUCAAGCUUUUUCGUUUUGAUAAAAUUAUGAUGCAUUUUGCCUUUCUAAGAAAUCUGCAUGUGCAACAUCCGGGUGUCGUUCAUCUUGUUUCAACGUAGUUCUGUGAAGCAACCAAGAAGAAAAUAAU
Molecule: messenger RNA, 2128 nt
Organism: Populus euphratica (Euphrates poplar)
Lineage: Eukaryota; Viridiplantae; Streptophyta; Magnoliopsida; Malpighiales; Salicaceae
Product: casein kinase I-like
Exons: 14
Coding region: 441-2099 (552 amino acids)
Biological process (GO): protein phosphorylation
Molecular function (GO): ATP binding; protein kinase activity
Source: RefSeq, a predicted model, not a curated record